Molecule: messenger RNA, 6308 nt
Organism: Fusarium verticillioides 7600
Lineage: Eukaryota; Fungi; Ascomycota; Sordariomycetes; Hypocreales; Nectriaceae
Exons: 2
Coding region: 2067-3617 (516 amino acids)
Source: RefSeq, a predicted model, not a curated record
GGAGGAAGGCACGGGAAGAUAAUCUAGCAAAUGGAGGAAGGAGAUGACUCAAAUCAUCUCGUGACUUAAGCGAGGCAUCAUCGAUAAACAUCUCCUCAUCUCAAUUGCAAAGUCAGGAACUCUCUCCAAAAUCAGGACAAACAUCCAACAAACGAACCCUUGUUAGGCAACUGACUGGACUUUACGGAGUACAGAGCCUGUAUGCCGUGCAGUACAGUACCAAUGUUAGGCUAUACAGUGCAGAUGCACGCACUCAACCAGCCGGGACGUGUCCUAGAAAUCCGCCAUUCCUCCUUCGGGUCAUGGUCCUGAGACGUUCAGUGCCAGGGCACGUUACCUACUUAUUCGGAUUCAUCAGCGAUCAAGAAUAAAUGGGUCGUAAGCCAACACACGACGAGCCGAGUUUCAACAGCCUCGCACGCCUCGCUCCACCAAACACUGUACUGAGAUACAGAGGACAAGGGCUUCGUGGGGGAACCUGAAGGAGAGCACAGCUGGCUCUGCGUGGUGAUGAAAGAUUGGUGGGUGGUAACGUUAGGGGUCCUCCAGGCAUGGAGAGAAACGGAUCUGUGCUCCUCUACUCUGUACUUACUCCGUACAGCAGGCAAUGACCUCUAACGAAGCACGCAAGUGCGUUAAUUAUUCGGUCUUGGUCCGAGACCACCCUGAAAAAAAACUUCUCUGUUCUGUUGACGACCACUUCAUCGCCGCAGUCGAGACAACUCUAGUAAUCAAGCUUACAGACCUCUACUGACGCUACCCUUGAUCGACCACCAUUUCAGUGAGAUCCCAUCGAUCGGCGGGCAUCAGAAUCCGCCAUCCUGACUGAGAAACGAUUGUCGCCAAUCACCCCAGGAAGACCGAAUCGACGGGACGGAGGAAACAGCCCACCCAUGGUGUGACUAUGAGCUCGACAUGAGCUUCCAAAUAGCCAUUGCACCCUAGCUGUGGCCUGUCCCCGUGUGGUAUACCGUCACAACGUCUUCACACGCGCACCCUCUUGCUCACUCUAGUGGCCGAGCACUGGCCGAUGCACACUAGGGAUCUCAUCCGGGGCAGUCUUUGGCUCUGCUCCCCCACGAGAGACGUGUUGUACGGUCCGCGGAUAGGACUAGAGUCAUCUACUUCCUACUGUAGAGCGCCAUACCUCAGGCGCCAGUCCCCGAUACAGGUAGUCGGUUGUGUGUCAAAAUCUGGAAUGCAUCGCCUGGGGUUUUCAGCCACCUACCGUUGAAGUCGCCUCCCUAAGAGUGACCAACUUUUUCUGGCGCUGUCUGUGACCCGAUUGUCCGCCCACCGUUGACUUUACGGUAGCAAUGCUUUAAUUAAUGGCAACGCAACGUAUUGCUCAGUCUUUGCCGGCACCUUACUUGUCUCUUCCAGACAACAAUAAUAAAGUGCAGCCCAGAGAUACUAGGGCUGCAACAGUGUCACUGCUGGCUGCAUACAAGAGACACUAGGGGGUGUCUAUCGAAGGUUAAGCACGAGUCUGCGAGAUGAGGUCUGAGGCCGGGGCGAGGCGAGGCGUGUCUUCCACUUCUCACUUUCUCCCCCGCCGUGGCCCGAGUUGACAGGUGGUCCAAAAGUGGUCCGUCCCGCCAGGUUCCUGAUGUGGCCUCGAGUCCAAGUCCAUGCCUGAACACACUUCUUACCCCUGGCUUCUCGACAGCUCCACUGGUUGCGUAUUAAGGUCAGGCUCGGUACCAAAUAAGCCCCCCUCCCCACCUACGAGCAACGUCCGCCGUUAGUCUACCAUCCAUAUCCAUAUCAAGGCAGAACCGACUUAAGGUGAAGAUAUAUCCCUUUCGAUUGUCUCCUCAUCUACACUAUUAUCACAUUCACGACUCUCGACUCUGACUCAACCUGAUUGAAGCUGGCUGUGCCAUAUAACACAGACUACACAAGUUGACUCAAGUAUCGCUUCGCCACACCCUUUAGGCAUUUUUACUUGAAGUUCAGUAUUAUUUACACCACUUACACGCACUCAUAAGCUCUACUACGCCCUCAACAUCAACCACUCUGGAUACCACAACACUCUACCUUACUCAAUUGACAACUAUCGCACAAUGACAGCUGAACCAUCAUUACGGCGACAGCGGAAAGUUGUCAUCACUACAUCUCCAGCCCCAUCCGAUUCUGAUUCACGCCGCGACUCCUACUUCUCAGAAGUUUCUCAAUCAACGGCCCCUACCUCUUUCCACUCGGCUUCCGGGUCUAACAAUAAAUGCCUUGAUGCUCAAGGGAACAGACCUACCACAGCUAUGAAGCCAACAACCAUUGAGCGCAGAUUCGAUACUACCUCUUCUUCUAUCGCCACAUACGACUCGGUCCUGUCUGAGAUGGCACCCUUGUGUCGAGAUUUGCCAGUCGGCGGCGAUGAGGUAGAAUUUGAAACUGAGGAUGAGGAGGAAGAAGAGGAAGAAGAAGAGGAAAGCGGCGAUGAAGACGAUGACGAUGAUGACAGAGAGGAUGACCAGGAAGACGCCGACAAGGACUACAUUCUAUCCGACCCUGAGUCACUUCAUAUCCCUCCAGUGUUGCCUCCUUAUCGCGGAACCUCUAACGAACGCCCCUGUCGACCAUCUACACCUCAAGACUUUGGCCGUCUAUUCCCCUCACUGGACCGACUUGCUGUACGUCAUGACGAUUGUACUUCGGAUGGCAACAUGAAUCUCCGUGUUGAUACCGUUGUUCCUUUUGGACAUACACGGCGCACGCUUGCAGUUCAGCUAUUCCACCUGCGCAUGCACGAUCUGGCUCGCCGAGAGUUUUCUCUUCGCCGUUACUGCCGCGACUCUGGUCGAGAGGUUUGCAACUCUAAGCGUGCAUAUGCUCCAGCGCCCACCAGUACUGUCGCUGCAGCACGACCUGCCCUCCAAAGGUCAAUGAGCUCUGCUAUGCGGACAAUGGCUACUCCAUUUCACCGACCUACCUCCAGCAACUCUUCAAUCUUCAAGUUCGGCAAUGGUACCAACGCUUCUACAACUUCUGACAACGCCUCCGUAUGGUCCGGUUCGCAUCACACAGAGAAAUCAGACUCGCCAACUCCUAAGCCCAAGGCACGAAUGGUACCUACAAACAAAAUCAAGCUUGAGUUCAGCAACUAUGCUCGCGUGGAUAUUGCACGACGAGGUGGACGCACCAACAAGCGAUACGAGUUUGAGUGGUGGGGUCACACAUACGCCUGGAAGCGUGUAAUUGACAAGAACCUCAAUGUUGUCUCAUUUCACCUCGUCCGAGAUGGACAUGGCGCCCCCGUCGCUCAUAUCGUUCCUGAGAUGCGAAGUCCCAACCAGAUUCUAGACGAUGAGAUGGCUGGAGCUUGGGUUACCCCUUGCUACAUCUGGAUUAGUGACAGUAGCAUCAUCGAUGCCAUUACCGACGUGGCUGAUGUCAUCAUCGCCACCGGUCUUGUUUCUCUGGUCGACGACUGCAUCAAGGAGCGAUGGCAAGCUAAGAAACCGUCACACCGAGCUAUCCGCAGGGACACUGGCGACGUCAACCAUGCAAACCCUCGCUCGUUUAUGCACAGCUUCUUCCAGCGACGCCACUCUGAAGAACACUCUUCAAGCCGUGGCGCAUUAAGAUUCGGACGCAAGCCUGUCGCUGCGUAUUAGAGUCUAAGCAACAUCGGACAAAAUAUCGACCUUUAUACUUGAUAUUUCCUGUACGAACCUCUAUGGAAUCUUGAUUACUUCUAUUUCAAAAAGGAUACUAUAUGUUGGUUCAAGAUCACGAUUUUCGCACUUCUACUUUUCUUGUUUUAACAGACCUUUUAUCCCGUCACGAACAGACGGGCAUGUACAUAUUUGGACCUUUUCUUGUUUUGUUAUCUACUGUACUCACCCACCACAGUAUGGUUGGGCUGUGAGGUUUUUGGACGGACAUUUGCGGGAUACAAAAUAUCAUCCCCCACGAUUACAGCAUGCGAGGCGCUUGGGAGUUUUUGGAUAGGGCUAUGAGAAAUGGGAAAGCCCAACUUAGGAUUGAUGAUCUGGCCUGGCUUGGUAUUAACCGGUGUCUUUGUGUACCCCGGAUUGGACUACGCCUCUUAACCCCAGAUAUGAAAAUGGGCAUGGCUUGGAGAGAAUUGAAUCACUACAGAACUAUUGGAUUGUACGAGACACAUACAAAACUAGUUUACGCUAUGAUCAGACUGAAGCUGCACGAUUUGGAAGAGAUACAGUAUUGACCUGACACGAAGGCGAAAUUGACAGAGUUCUUGGUGAUAUUGUGCAAAAUUUUCUUGCAGCUGCAUGUCUACUUGGCCCAUUGGUAUAACUUAAAUGCUCAAGGUUGUCUGUCUCCAUCCCACUCAAUUGGGUUUGAUAGCGGGAAGAAAAAGCCCUCAUCCACCCCCAUCUGUAACCCCUGUCAAGCCAGCUCGAGAUGCAUCGGGGACGUGGGAAUCGUGCCAUCUGUAACGCCACAGAUGCGGGGGAAACGCCUGUCUCUUUUUCAUUUCUGCAGACGUGCCUUGGCAUGAGACAGUCUGCCAUUGACGUCCAUGUAAGUCUGACCAGCUCGUUAUCCUAUCCCACGCGAUAAUCGUCGAGACGCCAGAAGCGGUCGAGUUACAGUUGCUCGACAUCACCGUGGCCGUCUGGUCUGCCGAACCAUGUGCCAAAGUCGAGCUUCAUGAGCAGACGAUUGAUACCACCAACCCGUGCAGCUGUGAAGCCACCUCGUUCCUCUGCAUCGUCUGUGUCCCGGGCUCUGCCGUCUCGCUGAUCAUCUUCGUCUUCCUCAGUUGCAGUGGCGGGAGCAGUGUCGCCCUCCCAUUCGGCUGUGAAGAUGGGGUCAGACUCGAGGGCGCGAAGGGCGGCGACGACAUCUUCGAUGCCAGAGCGGACCCGGGACUCGAUGUCGUGAAGACGGCGCUUAACGUCACGCUCCUCAGACUCGAGGUCGACAAAGGCAUCGACUACGCCGGCAUCUGUCUCGAGGUCUAUUGAUGUAUAGAUAGCGUGAAGACGAUGUAGAUGGGCGACGAGGUGAUCAAUGUGGAUGAGGAGGUUAUAUAGAGGUUGGGUGAAUGUUGGCUGGGUGAGAAGCAGCCGAUGGAUGAGAGUACGAAGAUAUAGGCGAUGAGCUGUUGAAAGAGUUUGAGGAUCCUGGGGAGGCGUUGAAUCUCGUGCUUUGGGGGUAUCAUCUUGAGCUGUAGGCUUGUCAUUUUCUUUGCCUAGCCAUAAGUCAUCAUCCUCUUCCUCUCCCUCACCAUCAUCAGCACCCCCUGAUUCACCUUGUAAUUUGGUUGGUGUCGGUGCUCUAGACUGCCCAUGCUUGGGAUCAUUGGCUGUCAGCCACUCAUGGAAGCCCUCCCAUAGCCCAGCAACAAUCUCAGUCUGGAGAUAUGCUUCUGUUUCCGCUAGAAAGAAUAUAGCAGCACUUGCAGUUGUCCAAGAGCUACGCAUUGAAGACGACCGAGACGUCCAUCGCUUUCGGAGAAGGAUAAUAUGUUCUCGGUCACCUUUUGCGGUUGGAUAUUGACGUCUUAAGGACGUAAUCUUCCAGAGAUCCGUAAGUCGAAUGUGCGCUCUGCGCAUUGAUAGUAGAUAGGCGUUGAUGCAAGAGUAUAUCUGUAUGUCUGAUGGUGACAGUACCAUAUCCAGUGGUGGAGGAAUCUGGAUGGACAGCAAAGACGGGACAGAGAAAAGGAGGUUGCGAAAAGGCGACUCGGAUAAGAGGCUUGCAGCAUCACGGCUGAGACCCGAACCUGAGCCAAAAUUCGGAGUCGCCUUACUCUUGGUGAGAUUUAGCCGUAAAAGGUCUCGAGCAAGCUCAAGUUGUUCAUCUUCCUCUGCAUGUUGGCCCUGCAUAGAUGCUAGAACAGCCCACGUCCUUGCGAGAACCGCGGCAACUUCACCCUCUUUGACCGUCACAUUCUUCAGACCGUCACCCUUUUCGUAGGCCAAAUUGUCUGCUCGCCUCCAACGACUGCGUAUUUUUUCGUCUGCCUCGUGGGUCAACUGCAUUGCAAACUCACCACGACCGAGGAGGAAGAAAUCUCGCAAUAAUUGUAGCAUUUCCGUCACCUUGGCUAGCGGGAGGAGUUUCUGAAGCGUGUUUUCGGAUAGAGAUAUCCGGACCGCAAUGAUGGCUCUUGAAAAGCUGGUGCUUUUCAGUGGAAAGGAGAGGCUGGAUAAUUCUUGGAGCUUCGAUGAUAGGUGAUCUAGGCCACGAAGGCCUGAGUCAACGCUGCUCUUGACUCGAAUGUGAUUUAGAGAUUUUCCAAUGAAGAGCAUGGAUGAAGCUGUAGCUGGUGUUACGAAUGCUGGUAACAGACUGGACCGUGAUAUAUACUCCUG